Molecule: messenger RNA, 512 nt
Organism: Drosophila novamexicana
Lineage: Eukaryota; Metazoa; Arthropoda; Insecta; Diptera; Drosophilidae
Exons: 2
Coding region: 36-497 (153 amino acids)
Source: RefSeq, a predicted model, not a curated record
AGUUACGCGCCGUACGGCAGAGAGUGCGCACCAACAUGACCAAGGUGGAGCCGCAAGUCAUAGCCAUAAGCAUCGGCGGCGGCAAGCCCCAAGUGGGCUACCUGCAGAUGCAGUCCACAAUGGUUAACUGUCCGGCCUGCGAGCAUUUCGAGCCGAGCAUUGUGCAGCGCGAGGCGGUCAGCUGUCUGCAGCGCGUGCUUGGCCUGACCAAGCUAUGCAAGAGCUGGAGCGGACGCGAGGACAUCAAUCACUACUGUGCCCACUGCGGCUGCUUUAUCGGGCGCUACGUGCCCUUGGGCUGCUACGAGCGCUGCCUUUCCAAGUCGGCACGUAAGCAGGCAGUCGUGGACGAGAUGCGACUCAAAACCAAGCCCAAGGAUUGUGCGGUGCGUGCCCAGAAGUCCAGAGAACUUAUCCUGGCCAAACGAGCCGAGAAGCGCGCACAGCGAGAGGCACAAAAGCAAAAUCAGAAUCAAACCCAAACUGUGUUGCAAUAAGUACAAAAUGGGCUG